UCCUCUCUCUCUCUGCAAAUCUCUGUAACAAAGAAUUCUCUGUGUUUCGUAUACCUUUCAUUUCCCAACGCAAUGGCCACUGAUAUUGAGGCUUCAUCAUUUUCUUCUUCCUCUGAAUCUCGAGUUUCUGCCUCCCAAAAUACAGAUGCAAUCGAGCGCGAUUCUGGGAAUUUUGGGUGCUCGCAUUAUCGAAGACGAUGCAAAAUCAGAGCUCCCUGUUGCGAUGAGAUCUUUGAUUGCAGGCAUUGCCACAAUGAAGCUAAGAACUCGCUUGAAACGAAAACUCUUGAUCCACAUGAUAUUCCUCGCCAUCAAGUUCAGAAGGUUAUCUGUUCCUUGUGUGACACAGAACAAGAUGUUCAGCAGUACUGCAUAAACUGUGGAGUCUGUCUUGGGAAGUACUUCUGCAGCAUAUGCAAAUUCUUUGAUGAUGACGUUUCAAAGAAUCAAUACCACUGUGAUGAAUGUGGAAUCUGCAGGAUUGGAGGCAAGGACAAUUUCUUCCACUGUAAGACAUGUGAAUGUUGCUAUUCCAAAGUAAUGAAAGACGGACAUCGCUGCAUUGAAAGAGCAAUGCAUCAUAGUUGCCCUGUUUGCUUUGAGUUUCUAUUUGACACAACAAAAGACAUCAGUGUCUUGCCUUGUGGCCAUACAAUACAUUUGGAAUGUGCAAAAGAGAUGGAGUCACAUUUCCAGUACUCUUGCCCCGUUUGCUCAAAGUCCAUAUGUGACAUGUCCAGAUUGUGGGAAAAGCUUGAUAAAGUGAUCGCUUCGACCCCAAUGCCCGAUACAUACAAAAACAAGAAGGUGUGGAUUCUAUGUAAUGACUGUGGUACAGAAGAUGAGGUUCAAUUCCAUAUCAUUGCUCAUAAAUGCUUGAAGUGCAACUCCUACAACACCAAACAGACAAGAGGAAGAGGAUCUACUGCUCCUUGCCCGUCAACGGUGGUGCCCGAGAUAGUGAGAUGAGAGGCGCCCUCCUACCAUUUAAAGUUUAUAAGGAGAAUUAUUGGAGUUGUUCAUCACAUUGUGUUGGCCUUCUCAUUCUCAUACAUGUAAGAUGCAUGAUGUCUUUAUAAAUGAACUAAUACUCUCAUAUCUAAGAGAGAGUUGGCUUAAAAUCGUCGCACCAAAUAAAUUUUCAAAUCUAGAGUGUGGCUGCGAUAACAAAUGAAUGCAAAUAUAAAUUUUGUUAGGCUAAA
Momordica charantia (bitter melon) is the source of this 1202-nucleotide messenger RNA. Its product is annotated as CHY-type/CTCHY-type/RING-type Zinc finger protein. Gene Ontology annotation, biological process: ubiquitin-dependent protein catabolic process; protein ubiquitination. NCBI's taxonomy places the organism in Eukaryota, Viridiplantae, Streptophyta, Magnoliopsida, Cucurbitales, Cucurbitaceae. Gene Ontology annotation, molecular function: zinc ion binding; ubiquitin protein ligase activity. The record is from RefSeq and is a predicted model, not a curated record. Gene Ontology annotation, cellular component: nucleus.